This is a messenger RNA of Pistacia vera, 2307 nucleotides long. Its product is annotated as protein transport protein Sec24-like At4g32640. Gene Ontology annotation, molecular function: SNARE binding; zinc ion binding. The record is from RefSeq and is a predicted model, not a curated record. The transcript has 14 exons. Gene Ontology annotation, cellular component: COPII vesicle coat; endoplasmic reticulum exit site. The coding region runs from base 55 to 2307 and encodes 750 amino acids. Gene Ontology annotation, biological process: COPII-coated vesicle cargo loading; endoplasmic reticulum to Golgi vesicle-mediated transport; intracellular protein transport. NCBI's taxonomy places the organism in Eukaryota, Viridiplantae, Streptophyta, Magnoliopsida, Sapindales, Anacardiaceae.
AUUGGGAUACUACGUUUUCGAUUUAGUUUCUUGUUGUUAGAUUGAUUAAAAACUAUGGCAUCUCCCGUGCCUCCCGGGGCACCUCGACCUGGAUACACUUCACAGCGAUUUCCACCUCCACCACCUAAUUACAGACCUGAUUUUCAAAACAAUCCAAAUACAUUAGCCGAUAAUUUGAAUAGUGUGAACCUAAAUCAGCCUUCUUCGACGGCCAAUUCUGGUCCAAGGCCUCCCCCAUUUGGCCAGCCACCUCCUUUUUCCCAACAAACACCUUCUCCUGGGUUACCUGGUGUUUCCCAGCCAAUGUCCCGGCCAGGCCCACCACCAGUGGCGCUUUCGAGACCUGGAGCAUCUCCUUCGGGAUCCUUGCCAUCCACACUGCCUCAAAAUAUGCCUCCAGUAAGACCUACUGGUUCACUUGGUGGUCAAGCAUUGCCUUCUGGUUCUAGACCAGUGCCUCCGAGGUCCUUCCCCUCUUCCUCCGGCAUUCCAGUUGUCCCUCCUUCUGGUUUGCCAUUGUGUAGUGGUUUCCAGUCUUUGGGGUUUUCGGAUGGUGGAAUGACUGCACCUAUGCCGCCUCCAGGUGCUCAACCAAGUUUUGUGGCUUUUUCCCCUUUAAGAGGCUUCCAGGCUAGGCCCCCUUGGCCUGCACCACUAGGUCCAGCGAGUAAUGGACCACCAGCAUCGGGUGGACCCAAGUUUCCUCCAGCCAGCAAUGCUCCACAACGACCUGUUGUACCUCUAACAAUAUUGGAAUCGUCUCAGACCCCUGAGCCACCUAGCAUGCGCUCUGUUUUAGGAACUCCAGCAGGUGCUCCCAUGCAGUCACAAUCACCGUUUUCAGCUGCUCCUCAAGGCAUACCACCACCUCCAAGUUCACUCUACGAACCUCAGACAUGGCCAAUGCAACCUCAGCAGGUAGCUCUGCCUCCUGCAGUUCCUGGUGCUGCACAACCACCAGGAAUGGUUGGAAUACCUCCACCAGGACCACCACAAGAAAGUCAAUUGACUACUGUAUCGCCUACUGUGGGCCAAGCCGGAAUUUUCUGGGGAGGGCAAUCAAAGGUUGAUCCUACUCAAAUUCCAAGGCCCGAUUCAAGUUCUCCAGUUAUCAUGUAUGAAACCCGUCAGGGAAAUCAGGCUAACCCUCCCCCGCCUGCUACAAGUGACUUCAUUGCCAUGGACACUGGGAAUUGCAGUCCGCGUUACAUGAGGUGCACGAUGAAUCAGGUCCCAUGUACAGCUGACCUUUUGGCAACAUCAGGGAUGCCGCUGGCUUUGUUGGUCCAACCAUUGGCCCUUCCCCAUCCAUCUGAAGAGCCUGUACAGAUUGUGGACUUUGGAGAAAGUGGUCCAAUUCGAUGCUCUCGUUGCAAGGGCUAUAUAAAUCCUUUCAUGAAGUUCAUUGAUCAGGGGAGGCACUUCAUCUGUAACUUAUGUGGGUUCAUUGAUGAGACUCCCCGUGACUACCAUUGCAAUCUAGGUCCAGAUGGUCGGCGUAGGGAUGCUGAUGAGAGACCUGAACUGUGUAAAGGAACUGUUGAAUUUGUCGCUUCAAAGGAAUACAUGGUGCGUGAUCCAAUGCCAGUUGUGUAUUUUUUUCUCAUUGAUGUAUCCAUGAUUGCCAUACGGACUGGUGCAACUGCUGCAGCUUGCAGCGCAAUUAAUCAAGUUAUUUCUGAUCUUACUGAAGGUCCUCGGACAUUGGUGGGAGUAGCUACAUUUGACUCCACAAUUCAUUUUUACAAUUUAAAACGUGCAUUACAGCAGCCAUUAAUGCUUAUUGUUCCUGAUGUAGAAGAUGUUUAUACCCCUCUCCAAACAGAUGUUAUUGUUCAGCUUUCUGAGUGUCGUCAACAUUUAGAGCUGCUGUUGGAGAACAUCCCAACGAUGUUUGAGAACAAUAAAAGUGUGGAAUCAGCCUUUGGUGCAGCAAUCAAGGCUGGCUUUUUGGCACUGAAGGGUACUGGAGGGAAGCUUCUUGUAUUUCAGUCAGUCUUGCCAUCAGCUGGUGUUGGAACUCUUUCUUCAAGGGAAUCCGAAGCAAGAACUAAUGUCUCAGUGGGGGAAAAGAUAAAGGCUGCAAUCUCUCCUCUGGUUUCUCUCUUCUCUGUUGUUGUUUGGUGCGGUAAGCGUGGAGUUGUUGUGAAUCCUUUUGUGUUUGCUUGGAGUUGUUGUGAAUCCUUUUGGCUAGCCUCUUUCUGGUUGUUUGAGAUUGGGAAGCUUUUGUGUUUGCUUGGGUUGUUCGGUGUUGAGGUUGUUGUGAAUCUGUGGAGUUGGGAGUUAUUUGACAUUGUCAAUUGCUAG